Thermochaetoides thermophila DSM 1495 is the source of this 1353-nucleotide messenger RNA. Its product is annotated as DNA polymerase II participates in chromosomal DNA replication-like protein. Lineage: Eukaryota; Fungi; Ascomycota; Sordariomycetes; Sordariales; Chaetomiaceae. Bases 1 to 1353 code for a protein of 450 amino acids. Gene Ontology annotation, biological process: transcription by RNA polymerase II; negative regulation of transcription by RNA polymerase II; positive regulation of transcription by RNA polymerase II. The transcript has a single exon. Gene Ontology annotation, molecular function: core promoter sequence-specific DNA binding; protein heterodimerization activity; transcription coactivator activity. Gene Ontology annotation, cellular component: negative cofactor 2 complex; nucleus. The record is from RefSeq and is a predicted model, not a curated record.
AUGUCCGACGCUGCCCACGAUAGCGGCGGUGGUUAUGCUCCGCGAAGCCCAGACCUUUCUUCCUUCCACAACAAUGACGAUCUGGCUGUUGGCCCCACUCCUGCAUUGGUAACCGAGCGGGCACCUCAAGCGCCGUCUGGUCAACAGCUGGCUGCUCGUGGAUUUUUUGGUUCUGGAUCGCAGCACCACCAGCAGAAGCAGCAGCCAUCCACAUCACAUCCAGGGCCCCAGGAGCCAAACUUUUCGCGUCCGCAGUUGCACACUCCUGCAAACAGCACUUCGCCUUAUUUUCCAGACGGGGGCCACCAGCAGUCGCAUGCGCUUUACCAUCACCACAACGCUCACCACACUCACCACAGAAGCACCAGCCAGCACGAGUACCACACGCCGUUCACGACACCGCCACACUUCCAAUCGCAAAACUACCGACCCACAAACAACAGUAACCCCAGCCAGGCCACACCUGUCUUUGAUGUCGGUGUAGCCUAUUCACACUCUCUAACCACACAACGCGAGUACAUCCCACCCUGUGUACCUGCCCAACCGCCUUACCAACAACAGCUGCAUCAGCAGCAGCCCUCGUACUAUCAGUCUCCCACUUCCUACCGCGGCAGCUUCCAGCAGCACCACCAGCAACCCUAUCAGCCGCCUCAGCAGUUCUCUCCACAGCAGCCCCAUUACAGCACCGCUGCCGCUCAGGCGCACCAGCCUUACAGUUAUACCCCCGCUACAAGUGCCGGACCAACCCAGCAGGCCAGCCAACCUGACGAAUUCGAUCAGUCUAGUGCAAUGCCGCCCAGAAGAGCCGCUGCCGCUGCAGCAGCAGCAGCCGUUACAGCCCAAGCAAAGAACGACGCCAUGACCGACGCGUCAGGCACUCUUACAUCCACAGCAACUACGGGGACAUCAUCAAGCGCGUCGGGGAGCACCGCUAACGGCGCCAUCCAACCUGGCCCGGUGAAGACCAAGUUCCCAACGGCGCGUAUCAAGCGUAUCAUGCAGGCAGACGAGGAAGUUGGCAAGGUGGCCCAGCAAACGCCUAUCGCGGUGGGCAAGGCCUUGGAGUUGUUUAUGGUGGCUCUGGUGACUAAGAGUGCCGAGCUGGCGCGUCAACGCAACUCGAAGCGCGUAUCGGCGCAGAUGUUGAAGCAGGUGGUCGAGUCGGAUGACCAGUGGGAUUUCCUGAGGGAUAUUGUGAGCAAAGUUGAGAACGACGACAAAGAGAAGGGCGGCAGAGGCGGCGGCGGUGCUGGCGGGCGUGCCAACAAGGCCGCUGAGAGCGAGUCGGAGGAUGAGAGCGGCAUGGCCAAGAAGAAGAGGGGAGGUGGUCGUAGGAAGAAGGUCAAAGAGUGA